Phalacrocorax carbo (great cormorant) is the source of this 6787-nucleotide messenger RNA. The record is from RefSeq and is a predicted model, not a curated record. NCBI's taxonomy places the organism in Eukaryota, Metazoa, Chordata, Aves, Suliformes, Phalacrocoracidae.
CACAGUCUCCUCGAGGAAGUCUAGAGAUCAUUAGCACAGGCUAAAUUAAAAUUUUUAUGUGCCUGGAUUUAGUGAGGUUGUAUGUAAGAGGAAAAUCUAUUCAGAGAGUGAUGGCAAAACCGCAGAUCUCUGCCACUGAGCCAAUGUCCCUGCCCCAUCCUCCCGCCGUGCCGCACCAGUGCGUGUGUUUGCAGCGUGUACCUAGGGACCACCAUUUGUUGCAGCUGCUUUUCCAGCAUUUCAGUGCCUGCUCCUCGUCACAGCAGAGAUGUGCCUCUCCUGUGGGCUGAAUAUAAAUAUUUGGAAGAAGAUAAAUGCCGUCUUCCCUGUCAGCGCUGUGAGGCAUCAUUCCCCAAAGGGAACAAGACAGCGUAAAUCCUCCUUCUGUAUGACAGGAAGGUUUGAAAGGAUUGGGUCUGUAAGUGCUCUGAUAUCUCUACCUGAGACUUCACUUAGAGAAGAUCAAGAUCUUGUCUGAAAGCCUGUUUUAGCUACAUAUGUGACAGCAGAGCAGUUUGGCUACCUGAGUGUAACCCUUUUGCAUUUGGAUACUUAGUCCUUCUGCUCACUGGAAUUAUUAAUUAUGAUUUUACUGAUGUUAAUAUGGACAUAUCUCACCUGCAAGUUACUCUGACAGCUUGCUUUAUGCCUAUUUCUUUCCGUUUCCACCACCAGCAUUAAUCCAGGCAACAAGUCCUUUUUUGCUUUUACCGCAUCUUUCUAAGGAUGCUGCCACGUCUUUUGGAGUAACACACCAACGCAUGCGCGUGGCUGUUUCUCUCUUGUUUCGCAUUAAUAUCCCCGACAAUGACAACUCUCCAAAUGCACUUCCAAGAAUUUGUUCUCUCGUAGCUCCGAGUUGCCUUCAGUCAGCGCUGCUUUCCGUAUGAGCUCAGCCCACACCACAGCCAGGAGUUGCUCAACACAUCUUGGUGUGAAGCCUAUAGCGCAUUAAAAAUACACGCAAAAAGAUUUUGAUUAUUUUAAUAGACCAUGUUGUUGUCAUUAUUUCUUGGAUAUUGAGGCCACCCAAGCCAAUUAGGCCAUGUGGUCUGAUCUUCCCUUUUUUAUUUCGUAACUCACUCCUCCCAGCCUUACCACGCUGCAGCACAGAAGUGUGAAAUUCUGGUUGUAGUCGGUGUCGUACCGCUGAGCUGCAAGGACUGGGAGUACGUUGAGGACGAUGAGGUCUCUUGGUCCCUCACUGCUAGAAGCUGUGCUGCAGGGUUGGCUUGUGCUCAGCUCAGGAGGCCUGAGGUGUUUCAGCUCUCUUCCUUGCAGUAAAAAGGGAAAGAAAGUAUUACUGUGCACAUGUGCAAGGCUCCAAAUAAAAGCAGUCACUGCUGUUCUACCUUUUGUUGUAUUUGGAAGUAAUUUUAAAAAAAAAAUGUUUGUAGGUUUAAAGAUGAAGACACGUCAGAGGAAUAUGAGUGUAUUCCAGCAAACUAGAAUUCUUCUGUGGAAAAAUAUACUUAUUAAGUGGAGGAUGAAAAUGCAGAGCUUUCAGGAGUGGAUUCUGUCUCUGCUCUUUCUGCCGCUGAUGCUCACAGUGUGCACGUUCAUGAUGAACAUCCGCUACCCUGAAGUGCCUUACAGCAACCUGGGGCAGUUGGACGAUCCUGCCUACAAUGCCACUGGGGUCACCGUCGCUUUUACACCCGUCACUGUGACCACGAGGCAGAUAAUGAAUAAAGUGGCCCUGAACUCUGUAAUGAUAGGUAUAAAACUAGAAGCGCUGGACAAUGAGAGAGCCCUGGAGGAAGCCUGGAUUUCAAAUAAUGAAAUUAUAGGGGUUGUAUUUAAAGACAACUUCUCCUAUUACCUCAGGUUUCCUACUGGGAAUGUGGCUAUUCCAAAUGACAACUUGGGAUACGUAGAUAACUGUUACAAUUUCUCUUCGCGCUACUGUCACAGCCCAAGGUAUUGGUACAAAGGCUUCCUGUCCCUGCAGUCCAGCAUCGAUGCUGCUAUUAUAGAGGUGGUGGCAAAUCAUUCUGUUUGGGAAGAAAUGAAAACAAUUUCUGGUGUCCGUAUGAAGUCCCGUAGCGUCAUCUCCUCGAUUACACUUGAGUACAGUUAUUUCAUGGUUACUAUCGUGAUGUGUUUCUCUCCGUUCACGUAUUUCUUAUCAAUGAAUGUUGUAAGAGAAAAGAAGAAGCUCAAGGUGUUGAUGAAGACGAUGGGGCUGCAGGAUAUUUCAUUUUGGCUCUCCUGGAGUCUGCUGUAUGCUGUUUACGUGAUGAUCCUCUCCUGCCUGCUGACAGCUCUCGUGGUGCAGGACGCUUUCUACCUCAGCAGCUUCCCUGCAAUCUUACUGCUGUUUUUCCUGUAUGGCCUAGCAUGUAUCCACCUGGUUUUCAUGCUCUGCUCCCUCUUAAGGACCUCCAAACUUGCUGGUUCCAUGGGGUUCCUCAUCACCUUUCUCUUCGGAUGCCUGAGCCUUGUGGUACUGAUAGAAAAUCUUCCAGAACCGUUGAAGUGGUUUCUCGGUCUCUUCUGUCCUUUUGCAUUUAAUGCUGGCAUUGCGAAGAUUUUCCAUUUAGAAAAAUAUGGAAUGGCUUUCUCUUUUUCUAGCCUUAUGGAGGAAUCCUACUUUUUAUUUUCGACUUACAUUAUGCUGGUCUUUGACUCAGUCUUGUACAUGCUGUUAGCUAUGUAUUUCGACAAAGUGCUGCCAGGCAAAUACGGCAUCCCGGAUCCCCCUUUUUUCUGCCUGAAGCCCUCGUACUGGGUGCGGAGCAGGAAAGGCACCACGAGCGAGAUGCCCAGUGCAGCAAGCCCCGAGGAGCUCCUCGGUGAUGGCGUAGAGCCGGUGCCCCCUGAAUUCGUGGGGAAGGAGGCCAUCAGACUCAACAGUAUUAAAAAAACAUAUAAAAAGAAGGACAAGAAGACAGAAGCAUUAAGAGGUUUGUCUUUAAAUAUUUAUGAGGGUCAGAUCACUGCCUUACUCGGCCACAGUGGGGCUGGAAAGACAACGCUGUUAAAUGUGCUCAGUGGACUCACUUUGCCUACUGAAGGCUCUGCAACCAUAUACAACUACAAACUCUCUGAAAUAGGAGAUAGGGAAGAGAUUAGAGAGAUGAUUGGCAUUUGCCCACAAUUCAACAUACAGUUUGAAGUCUUAACGGUGAAAGAAAACUUGAAAACUUUUGCAGAAAUCAAGGGCAUCAAGUCCAAAGAGGUAGAGCGAGAGGUGCAGAACAUUUUGGAACUGCUGGAUAUCAGUAACAUUCAAGACACUCAAGCUGAGAAACUGAGUGGUGGGCAAAAACGGAAGUUAUCCAUUGGAAUAGCCAUGCUUGGAAACCCCCAGGUUUUGUUGCUGGAUGAGCCAACCGCUGGGUUGGAUCCUCUUUCCAGGCACCAGGUGUGGAGCCUCCUCAAGGAACACAGAGCUAGACGGGUGAUCCUGUUCAGUACCCAGUUCAUGGACGAGGCCGAUAUCCUCGCAGACCGCAAGGCUUUUAUAUCCCAUGGGAGGCUGAAGUGUGUCGGUUCUUCUCUGUUCCUGAAGAAAAAAUGGGGGAUUGGCUAUCAUUUAAGGAUCCAUGUCAGUGAGUCUUGUGACUUAGAGAACGUGACAUCUCUGGUUAAGCGGUACAUCCCCAAUGUCAUCAUCUCAGGACACAGUCAAUAUGAGCUGAGAUAUAAACUGCCACUAGAAAAUGUGAAUAAAUUCCCAGAUCUAUUCAGUGGCCUUGACCACUGCUCCAACCAGGGCAUUAUCAAUUACGGAGUUAGCAUGACAACCCUGGAGGAUGUCUUCCUGAGACUGGAGGAGGAAGCCACAGUGGAUCUAGAAGAUGAGUGCGUCCUUGGGGAGGAGUGGGCAGAAGCAGGACCACGGUGCCCCAACGAGACAGAGCCGGGCUCCUUGCUGCUCUCAGACACCGGGAAGGUGGCACUUGGUGGCUUGGCUCUCUGGAGGCAGCAGGUCGCUGCCAUGGCAUGGGUGCACUUCUUAAAGCUUAAGAGUUCAGUGAAAAACCUGCGGUCAAUUUUGCUGCUCUAUGUGGUUUUUCUGCUUCCUCUGGUUUUGCAACUGACCCUGGCUGCUGCCUGGCAGAGUGUGAGUGCCUGGGAGCUCUCACCUGCACGGUACUUCUUGCCCCUGGAGAAGAGGGCUCACUCCGAGACAACCAGCCUCCUGGUCCACAACAACACGGGUACAGGCAUCGAAGACUUUAUCCACAUGCUCCAGAGCCAAGAUCUCACAGUGGAAAUAACAAGCGAGGAAAAUAUCACAGAGGAGCUAAAACACAACGGGGCUAUAAAAGUGUCUCGCAAAGGCCAGAGCUACAGGUUUACUGUGUUAUGCCACAUGGAGGCUGUCAACUGCUUCCCGGUGCUUGUGAACAUCAUUAGCAAUGCCCUGCUGAAAGCCUUCAAUUCUACUGUGCACAUUCGGAUCUGGAGUCAUCCAUUUUUCUCUACAGAUGAUCCACGAUUCUGGGAUUAUUUUGUUUCCUUUUACCUCAUUUAUAUGCUGCUGUUAUUCCCUGGUUUUCCUCCUCACUUUGCAAUGGGCUACAUGCAGGAUUAUAAGGCGGGAGCUCGUGCACAGCUGCGGAUCUCGGGGCUCUUUCCCUCGGCGUACUGGUGCGGCCAGGCACUGGUGGACAUCCCGCUGUGCUGGCUCCUUCUCUUCUCGAUGUUCGGGCUUCAGUUCGCAAUGAGCAACAAGAUUUCCGGGAGCAUCGACAGCCUCUUCUUGCUGAUCAUGGCUACUUUUGGCUAUGGAAUUUCUAUUGUUCUCUUCAUCUACUUGAUCUCCUUCAUCUUUCGCAAAGGAUGGAACUGUGAUUUUUGGUCUUUUAUCCUGAUAGUGGUAUGCUUUGUGUCUUAUAUCAUCAGCAGACUCAUGGAUUUCACAACUGAUGUUACAGUCUCCCUCUGCGUUUUGUGUCUCUUGAUUCCCGUGUACCCACUGCUGGGUGUAAUAAUCAACUGCCAGCAAAUUUUUAUAGAAGACGCUGAGAUAUUUGGUGUGACUCCAAGGAAUGAUGUACUAAUAGCUGUCUUUGCACCUUAUAUCCAUUCUGUGGGUUUCAUUUUUCUUCUUCGAUAUUUGGAGAUAAAAUAUGGAAGAGCAGUUCUGAGAAAGGACCCGAUAUUUAGGAUUUCCCCGAGAAGAGAAAACAGCCACCAGUACCCCGAGGAGCUCGAAGAGGAAGAUGAAGAUGUUAAAGCUGAAAAAGCAGCAGUGAGAAAUGCCAUAGCGGAUCCGAGUCGGGAGGAGAAAUCAGUCAUUAUUGUCAGCAAUCUCUACAAGGAAUACAAAAUAAAGCAAGCUGGCUCCAUUUUUAAGAAGAAGAAAACGGCCACCAAAAAUAUUUCCUUCUGUGUUAAAAAAGGAGAAGUAUUAGGACUUCUGGGACCCAACGGAGCUGGUAAAAGCACGGCUAUCAAAAUGAUUGCCGGAGAGACGACACUGACUGCUGGGCAGGUACUGAUGAAGAGGGGCGAUGGAGCAGCCUCCCACCUGCAGGACCACGAGCCUGCUUUCCUGGGGUACUGCCCGCAGGAGGACCCGCUCUGGCCAGACCUCACCGUGCAGGAGCACCUGCGUGUCUACGCGGCAGUGAAAGGGGUGUGCAAGGAGGAUAUGGCUGCUGCUGUCAACCGAAUAGUGAAUGCUCUGCAGCUUCAAGACUAUUUAAGAAAAAAACCCAGAAAAUUAUCUGCUGGGAUAACCAGAAAGCUGUGCUUCGCAGUGUGCAUGCUGGGCAACCCUGCAGUCCUGCUCCUGGACGAGCCGUCGACUGGCAUGGACCCCAACGGGCAGCGCUGUGUCUGGAAAAUGAUUCGUGCCACCCUGAAAUCCAAGGAGACAGGAGCCAUUCUGACGACACACUACAUGGAGGAGGCAGAGGCAGUGUGCGACCGCGUGGCCAUCGUGGUGUCUGGGCAGCUACGGUGCAUUGGCUCUAUUCAGUACCUGAAGAACAAGUUUGGCAAAGGCUAUCUACUGGAAAUUAAGGUCAAGGACCCAGAGCGCAGUGAUCUUCUCCAUGCUGAGAUUCUGAGGAUUUUCCCAAGUGCAGCCCGUCAGGAGCGAUUCCCCUCUUUGCUAGUCUACAAGGUCCCAAUGGAAGAUGCACUGCCCCUCUCUCAGGCUUUCUCCAAGCUAGAGGAAGCCAAACGAAACUUCAACCUCGAGGAGUACAGCUUCUCUUUGAAUACUUUGGCUCAGGUGUUUUUGGAACUCUCCCGAGAGCAGGAAAAGGAUAAUUUCGAUCUGACUUUGGAUGGGACUUUCGAAUGGAAACAGCUUCAGCAGGAGGAUAGUUAAAGAUCUAAGAUGCUCAUUUACGCAUUACUCAGUAUUAAUCUAACUGAUGUGACACUGCACAUAAUUACUACCAUUAUCAACGUAACAUGAAGAGGAGCAACAGGCUCCAUCUUUCCAGCAAGCAUCAUCUGAGGGCUCCUCUCGGAUGCAGAAGACUCUGUAGGUGUCUGCACCAAGCCCUACCCCAAAUUGCAUUUCCAGGGGCUGGUUGAUGAAAUUGUGCCUGCACUGGUGAGAGCUCUUGUCAAGCAAAGCAGUGUGGGGCAGGGGGACAGAAUAUUUUGCAGAAAGAAGGGUCAUAACCCAUCUCUGGGGAUUGAGGCUUUGCUUUCCUCAGUGGAUGUGGGUGCAUCAGGGAAUCUGGACACACUGCCAACCUUCCGGGCUCUUCUCCCACCAAGGUGUGGGACUAUUUGCCUAUGAAGUGUUUAAAUACAUCUUACUGAAACUUGCACUCUAUUUUUAUACCUUUCCAAUAAAUGUCUAUAGAAGCCA